Molecule: messenger RNA, 2354 nt
Organism: Neurospora crassa OR74A
Lineage: Eukaryota; Fungi; Ascomycota; Sordariomycetes; Sordariales; Sordariaceae
Exons: 2
Coding region: 526-1974 (482 amino acids)
Source: RefSeq, a predicted model, not a curated record
GUCAUCGCAGUCGUACCGGGCAUGUACAAGGUACUCAUCGGCCACGGUGCUUCCCAUGGAGGAAACCGGCCAGAUGCCUGGCUGCUCAGAUGUGGAAUAUGCCCAGCUCACUGCAGCGGUGCUAUCUGUUUUUGGGUUCUUGACCGGUCUGAGCUGGAGCUGAUGGAGAGAACUCCAUGUUGGGUAAGGCCUUUGACCUCUGAGAUGACAGCCAAUGUUUUUCGCAUUGAUGGAAGUGUACCACCCCUGUAACGGCUUCUCUAGGUAGUUUCCCGGGGUGACCUCACUUUUCCUUCCUCCAUUUCUUUGCACAGCCGAACCAGCAGUUUCGUCUUUACAAUAUAUCUUUCCUGGGGCCCUCGACCUUACCUUCACUUAUCUUCGGCCCGUUCAUCCGACCAACCAGAUAAGCGAGGCCACAUCCCCAUCUGCUCGCUACCAAUCCCACCUACAUCUUGGGGGAUCUGUUCGGCAACACUUCAUAUACGUUGUCUCAGGUGCCGCUUGGACACCUAACGGCCCACAAUGUCGGUCUUCUCUUUGAUCAAACGAAGCCGGCAAGCAGCAAAGGAACAGAACGCAAAGAAUGCCCAAAAGGACAAGGAAGAGGCCAAGGUCCCAUACAAACACAUACCCAGGCAUGCCGCCCUCGAUGCUCUCAUGGGUGGUCCAACAGGCUGGAAGGAGGCCGAUCGACUGAGAAUCAUGGAGGAGAACCGAAGGAGGAGUAUCAUGACAGCAAACGGCAUGGGUAUGCCGAGCGGACUUUCAACUCCAGUCCACGCCGGUGUCUUUACGCGCGCCAACAGCAGCCUCACGCACGUUUCAUACAACAACCCCAGCGGCUACGCCACACCCGUCCCUCCAAUUCCCCGAGCAUACAGCUACCACGGCUCGGUCCCGGGGUGGAGCCAUCAUGGCGGUGAAGUCAGCUAUCUCUCGAUCGAUAUGGCUGGAGCUGCCAGCAGUGGAACAUCGAUCAAGGGAAAAGAAAAGGAACUUCGGCGCCCCAGGCUCGAAUCCGGCCGUGCCAGCUGGUCUUCAAGCAGGCUUGCAGCAACUGGUGGACGAAUUCACUUUGAGGGGGGAUCUGGCUCAGCCCCUCGAACCAGGGACGGCUCGAGUUCCCCCGUCCAGAGCUCAAGCAACUCCAGCAGCUCAGAAGACGAUUUGGAGAUCACUCCCGUAAAGAAAUUUACCAGCGCGGUGACAACCUCAAGUCCACUCGCGGGAGUACCCAGCCGGCCGACAAGCGACGCCGACUCUGUUCACCGUCUUCAUCCCGGUCAUGCCCGAAAAGUGUCAAACUCAUCAUACAAACAAGCCGGACAGUCCUCAUCGCCCAGUCAGUCAUCCCCACAGAGUAGUCCGACCAAAUUAGGAGGAGGUUUAACCAGCAGCAGCGCUUCACUGAGUGCCGCCGGCAUCCCACCCGUUCCAGCAAUCCCUCCCAUGCAAUUUGGCGGAACCCUCGCUCUUCCCACAGCUCCCCCUUCGCACAAGAGUUCGCACCCCAUUGCACCGUCCGUAGUGGUAGAAGAAGAUGGCCCAGACCUCUCAGAAGACAACAGCUUGCAAAUCUCUGCCGGCACCGGCGCCGUUACUCUCCCCAUUGGCACCGCCGUGUCAACGGUUCACACAGCAAACACUACCGCCGUGCCCGCCGAGCUGGAACCGAUGCAAUCCAACGUCGUCUUUAACAUCAGCGACAACAGUAAAACCCCGUACAGGACGUACUCCAGCCAAAAGGAACGAUCGGCCGUCGCUGUUAGCGCUCUACCCACCUCGUUUGACGAAGCGAGCUUGGCGAUUCCCCAGCAAUUGGUGGCGCUUCCUCAGCACCAGACAACUGGGAAGUUGGGGAAACGGCCAAAGAAGAUUUCCAAGGAGGAAGGGGAAGAAAGGGGAACCAAGGUGCCGAAGAAGAGUCGAUGGAGCUUUAUGAGUAACAGGAGGACGGCUGUUGCGGUAUGACAGCAUACGUACCUAUGAUUCUUUAUGCUUUAGUGUGUGUAUCAGGAAGAAAACGGUUCUCCAGGAAGUUGAACUCAUUUCGGAAUUAGUGUUUACAGCGGUUUCUCUACCUUUUCCUUUGUCUCUUACGAGGCCACGGUGGCGGCAUUUUGAAAAAUGGUUUUGUUUUACUUAGUUAAUUCUUUUUAUAUCGUCGUGUCUCUUUUGUGGAUGAUGUGUACCUCUAGGUUCUCUUGGGCUUGAAAGAUGAUAUUUGAGAUCAAGAGUAUCAUCAGCAUAUGCGAACACCUGCUAGAAAACCUUGACGAUUGAUUCUGGAGAAGAUGGAAAUACCACCACUGUUUUGCGAUCCUUGUUAUCGGAGAAAAUUACUUUCUGAC